AUGGAGUAUGAUUUGUCACGUAUAGAUUAUACAAUAUGUGGUAUUACAUACCCGGAUUCUUUAAAAAUAUUACCAAGCUUAGACGAAAAGGUACAACAAAAAUUCGUUGUUGGUGAUAAAAACGGAGUAUUACAAUGUUUGGCGAUCAAAGAUGAAGAACCUGUAGUUCAAUUUAAAACAUUACCAGGCAGACCAAUAACAUCUGUUCAACUAGGUUGCUCAUCUGACUCUCAUGCAGAUAAAACAUUUGCUGCAUCCGGUAACGAAGUGAAAGGUUAUACAAGAAAGGGGAAGGUAUUUCUUACUGUUUCAACAUUAGUUGCUGAAACCAUCACGUCAAUGUGUGUUAUAGGCAACGAUUUGAUACUGUGCAGUGGUCGCACAGUCACGCACUGCAAAGACUUUAAUGAAAUGACAUCUUUCACGUGUGAAGAUAGAAUAUUAGACGUAGCCGCGUUCAACGCGCCUAAUAGUACCCGCAUCCGACUUCUUUUAUUAAUUGCUAAUAAGGGUACUGCUAUCGCUGACAACGGGCAUUUAACUGUACAAACCCACAUCAACUCUGGUCCUUCACGAUUAGCAGUACCUAAAUCUAUUAGACCUUCCGAAAUAUGUGCAUUCUAUGGUGCUGCUAACGGUUCUAUAGGGCUUAUUUCGUACAAUAAAUCGGAGCUAAAGAGCAAGUGUUUGGUCGAUGGGCAGGGACUGGGUUCAGUCAUGUGUGUUGGUUGGUAUUCUAAUCACGUUGGCGCCCAUCUCAUCGUUGGACGUCAUGAUGGAUCUAUUCAACUAUAUCUUACAAACCCCCAAAAUUACGAAGAUAAACUGCAGCUUAAAUAUUCUUAUUUUUGUGGUGAACCUAUAACGUCCAUCUGUGGGGGUUGCAUAGGGUCAGAUGAGCCGGAGGUACUGGCUACAACUUUUUCUGGAAGAAUAUUUGGACUUAGACCACGUCGUUUACUAUCAACGGCAGCUAUAUUGAGUAACAUUCCUGCUGAAGCACUAGCAACAAGGAGAUUAAAGCUGGAGAAUGAAGUGGCACGUUUGGAAAAACAAACUGCUAAUGAACGAGAUAAAUAUCAGAAAAAUACGCGAUCUUUGCAAAGCAGUUUGUCUGUGCCUCCACUAUUAGAUGUGCAGUACGAAUUAGAAGGCGCUACAAAGAAUGGUUGGCAAGAGGCAAGAAUAACCUCACCUGUACCACUUGAUAUGUUGUUCAUUUACUGCAAUAAUAAACUGGAUUUAGAGACAGAUAGUGCAGGAGUUCUAAGCCUCUGCCCUCCACAGAAUGAAAAAUCGUCAGAUAUAUUGGCGACUAUAAGGUGCCAGACUGGUACCAGAAGGUUAUGGAUUCAUAUGCGAAGUACUAAAAAUACGACGAUAAUUGAAAAUAUUAAAGUAUUAAUAUAUGUUUUACCAGCAGGAGCUCCAAGAGUAUCUCGGCUUUUUAAAUUCUGUUUGCCUAUGCUACCCUUCUAUUGGCAACAUGAAAACCAGGAAUCUCUCAAUAUAAGAAGGUGUCUAUGUGAAAUUCAUGUGACAGGAACAUUUUCAGUUGUAGAAGUUACUUCUUGGCUUAGUGAAGCUUUACCGGGGGAAUUACCAAGGCCAGCUAAUUCUGUUAAAUUUGUGCGUUCACACACACUUUUAAACACACUUCUGUCUUGUGAAUAUGAACGCGGCUCAGCUAUCUUCAAAUCUGAUAAUAUAUCGACAAUUGCAGACUUGAAAGACAUAAUUUCAAAUUGUGUUGUAAGGAAGGGACUGAAAAUAAAUAUUAAUUAUGAUAUUUCUGAGAACUGUUGUGCAGAGGCCUUUGACAUUAUAGAAGAGUCUUUUAUAACUGAGUAUAAGAAAAGACAAGAAAAAAAUUUAAAAGAAUCGUUACGGAUGCUGGAUUUGGAUAGUAGUAUUGAAAAUAGUGAGGCUAAAUCCUUUUUAUGUUCAGACUAUUUAAGAGUAUGGGCAUCACCAGAUACUUCAGAUGAAACAUGCUUUGAACAACUGGUUUAUGAAAUGGAGAAAUGGUACAAGGAUUGGUGCAAAUUGUCAUCAAAUACACAAUUCAGCAGUAGUGAAUUUAAAGUACUCCAUCAGUCAUUGAAAAAUUGUGACACUAUGGCUGUGAAAAGCAUUUUUAGGAGAAAUGGAUCUAUGGAAUUUGUAGAAAAAGUAUAA
Molecule: messenger RNA, 2178 nt
Organism: Leptosia nina
Lineage: Eukaryota; Metazoa; Arthropoda; Insecta; Lepidoptera; Pieridae
Source: the annotation of a GenBank genome assembly